CACUUCAAUCUUCACCUCCUCAGUGCUGCUGUCGGAGCUUUGCGCUCACUCGUGUUGCUUUUUAGCUGUACGAUUUCACCAAAAGACAAUUUAUUUUCAUUUUAAGGGGUUUACUUUAGCACACAAAUGGCGAGGGCAUCGAAAAGGCAUCUGGAAACGGCGUAAAUCUUAUUUGCCAGAGAUAUACAGAGGCUUUUUGUGAGUGCUGUCGUUACAAUGAAAUGGAUGUUUGAUUUCGUGUUUGAGCAAGUGAACAUUGGGGAAAACGUUAAGAGAUCUCUUUCGGGGAAAUGGACUUGAAAUUGGAAAUUAAAUUGAAGAAGAUAUUGAGAUGCUACACGUCAAUGACAAAAUAUGGCAAUCAAAUGACCACAGAUCAGAAGGCGACGGAGAGUGGGAGUAGCGAUCGUGGUGAACGAGUGAACCCGGAGCAGGUGAACACAGCUGCAGACCGCCAUGGGCUCUCUUCCUUCGGUCCCAGCUCUCCAUCUUCGGGUCUCCAAAAGACAGCAGGGGCCAGCCAGGGAUCGUUGGAGUGGGCAGGCGAGGCGGCUCGCUUCCCCCGCCGGCUACCGGCUCCUCGGCAACGAGGAGGGAGAGAAAUCAAUACUGAGAAGAGAUGCUGCCAGGGGUCGCCCAAUGCUGCCUCCAGCCAUGGAGCCAUGGGAGCGUGUGUACUGUGCUUUCUAUCUCUCAACCAGAUCUCAGUCAACUCGCAUCAGCUGAAGAUAGGUCCAAGAGCUAUGACGUUCUUUAUGCGAAAGAGAGAGAGUGUGUGUGGUUCUGCCAGAGGGCCUUUUCAGGCCCAGCAUCACUUGAUAAAACAUCGCCUGCUGGAGAACGAGUAGAAGAAUAAUGUCAAAGGUCUUUUUGUUCCCCAUCUUUGAUUCUUUUUCCACCUUGAGUGCACAUUCCCCCUGACUGUUUGAAUGAGUGCUUGACUGAGAUCUCUUUUACGCUAAAUCAAGAAGAGUCCUAUUUAUUUUAGUGGUCUUCCUCCUGAGCAUGCACAAAGUGCUCUCUACAUUAGAUGGGCUGGGAUGAGUGAACAGUUUGAACCCUUUUUGCCUUUUCCAGAGAUUAUUUUUUUGAUAAUUGCCCCGGUUUGAGGGUUCGGAAAAGGACUCCGCCUUGAUUUGCAGCGCCUGGUGAUGCCCUACCUUAGAUCCUUCAAAACAGUUUUCAUCUUUGACUAUGGCAUUGUUGCAGGCCAAUGGAGGAUGGUGCAAGUGCCUGUUGGAGCUCAGGGAUGUAAAAUCUCCUGAUAGGGACGCUUCCAAAAGCCUGCAGUGCCAAACAUAAGCUUGCCAAGUGAAAGACCCCAAAACCCCAAAAGUGGAAUGUUGGAUGCAGUGGAUACCAUCCAUGGGAAGGAAGCAACCCUUUCAAUGAUGGUUUUAUGUGAAUGUGAAAACUGAACCCAAUGGUGCCUACAUGGGAACCCAAGAUCAUCAGAAAGUAUACAAGAGAUUUUCUUUAUGUAUCUACUGUACUGUUCCUUACUACGUUAUUUUGUUUAUGUUAUUGAACCUCAUACCUCACCAGGUAAGUAUUUUUACAGUAUAAAUACAUAGUAAAAAGGUAAGUAUAUUUUUUUUAAGAUAAAAUGGCAGUUUAAUGGUAGCAAAACUUUGACUAGAUUUACAUUUAUGCAUUUUGCAGACGCUUUUAUCCAAAGCGACUUACAGUGCAUUCAAUCUUUUAUUAGUAUGUGUGGUCCUGGGAUCGAACCUAUGCAUUGUAUUGCUAAUGGUAAUUUAUACAGACAACUAUAGCAUGCAGUACCAUAUAGUGGAUUAUUACGGUAAUGACUAGCUAACUGUACAUUAUCCUGUUUAUUACACAGCUACUCUAUUGAAUAAAUAACUGGACAUUAAAUAUAAAAAAAUAGUUAUUUUAUUAUGUAAUAAGAAAGACCACAGAGAGAUAAGUAUGAGAGCCAUGAUGUAUGCAAUGUAAUUUCAACAGUUUAGCGGUCAUAAUACAAAAAAAAUAUAUAUUUUACAAGCAAUUGACCAAUCAGAAGUGUUCAAGAGUGCCGUGUAAUAAACCUACAGUUUUACUGCCAAUAAUAUUGUUAAGUAAAUAUUUUCUUUAAGCUUGUGCACUAUUGGAUUGAAAUAACUCUUUUUAAUAAAGAUUUUUUUUAUCAAACCUC
This is a messenger RNA of Paramisgurnus dabryanus, 2158 nucleotides long. RefSeq lists its product as uncharacterized. The record is from RefSeq and is a predicted model, not a curated record. NCBI's taxonomy places the organism in Eukaryota, Metazoa, Chordata, Actinopteri, Cypriniformes, Cobitidae.